GCAACAAGAAGACCAGAGAACAUAGAAAUAUAGCAAACAGAAGUACAGAUGCUUUACUCUAUCUGUCAGUUCUACAUGGACUUUUGAAUGGGAUUUAAGAACUUAUUGAUCAUAGGAUUCGUAUCUCAGAGAUGGAGACGCUGUUUGCCAGAGCUCUUUAUGACAACACAGCCGAAACCAAGGAUGAACUGGCCUUUCACAAGGGUGACAUCAUCAUGGUGCUGGAGAAGAACGUGGCGGAGAGCAUCGGCUGGUGGAAGUGUGCUCUUCAUGGAUGUCAGGGCCUGGCACCAGCGAACCGCCUGGCUCCGCUUUCCCCAGCAGAGGCUGAGAAACUUUGUAUGAACUUGGGUACAGAGAGGGACUACUUGAGCAACCACUGCCAUCAGAACAUCUAUCAAACUCCAAAAGCUAGCAGGCCACCAGUGAUUCCGAUUUAUGAAGAAAUGAGUACAAUAUAUACAGUGCCCCUUCAAGCUGCCUCUUCAUCAGAGAAGCACACGGCACAAGAGGAUCUAGAAGGAAUCAGGUCUCCUCAUGACGCUUUAACAGCCAGAGUUGGUACAGAAAUAUAUGAUGUCCCAAGCCUGGUGAGAAAACCCUCCUUGUUCACACCAUCUACACUGCAGCCUUUGGAAAGGAAAACAUCAGUGACGUCAAACACAGACUUUCAUAAUAGAUAUGAACUGCUGCAAAGUGCGAGAUGUGCGACUGCAACCAAGAAAAGAGUCGCCACAUUACCCCCAAUGACUUCCCAAGACCCCAAUUAUGACAUCCCAGUGCCCUCCAUCAGUGAGGAUAUUCAAAAGCCUCUAUGUGGUUAUAGUACCAUGCCAAAACCCUGUAAGUCUGAAUGGAUUUAUGACGUGCCUGUUUCCCCCCAAAAACAAGGAUGUGAAACUUGUUACUAUGGCACCAUGCCACUAGCUGUCUUUAGAGGCCCUUCUCUCACAUCUUCUGUCUUCUGUUUCCUUCAGACGCUGUUUGCCAGAGCUCUUUAUGACAACACAGCCGAAACCAAGGAUGAACUGGCCUUUCACAAGGGUGACAUCAUCAUGGUGCUGGAGAAGAACGUGGCGGAGAGCAUCGGCUGGUGGAAGUGUGCUCUUCAUGGAUGUCAGGGCCUGGCACCAGCGAACCGCCUGGCUCCGCUUUCCCCAGCAGAGGCUGAGAAACUUUGUAUGAACUUGGGUACAGAGAGGGACUACUUGAGCAACCACUGCCAUCAGAACAUCUAUCAAACUCCAAAAGCUAGCAGGCCACCAGUGAUUCCGAUUUAUGAAGAAAUGAGUACAAUAUAUACAGUGCCCCUUCAAGCUGCCUCUUCAUCAGAGAAGCACACGGCACAAGAGGAUCUAGAAGGAAUCAGGUCUCCUCAUGACCCAUCUACACUGCAGCCUUUGGAAAGGAAAACAUCAGUGACGUCAAACACAGACUUUCAUAAUAGAUAUGAACUGCUGCAAAGUGCGAGAUGUGCGACUGCAACCAAGAAAAGAGUCGCCACAUUACCCCCAAUGACUUCCCAAAACCCCAAUUAUGACAUCCCAGUGCCCUCCAUCAGUGAGGAUAUUCAAAAGCCUCUAUGUGGUUAUAGUACCAUGCCAAAACCCUGUAAGUCUGAAUGGAUUUAUGACGUGCCUGUUUCCCCCCAAAAACAAGGAUGUGAAACUUGUUACUAUGGCACCAUGCCACCCAAAACUAUGAAUUCAAACAAGCCGCUUUAUGACACUUUGCCAAAUCAUAGCUGGCCUGAAAACAGGCAUGGCCCCAUCCAGCCCCUCUAUGACAUCCCUAAACCGAGCAAUGCAGUGGUGCAGUCUUGUACAGAUACUGGGAAUGCAACAAAUUCAUGCAUCUAUGAUGUCCCACCUUGCCUUAAACAAACAGAGAGCCCUGUAGUGUUACCCAGAAAGCAAAGCCCUCCUGAAACAGACUCUAAAAAGACCCACGGAUCUCUUGAGUACAGGGAUAAACCUGGACCCAUGUAUGUCCAACUUCACCAUUGGCCCUCAAGGGGCAGAACAAUGUCCAGGCAGCCUGUGGAAGCGACAAUUAGAAGGGACGAUGAGGACAACAAAGACCACCAGAGGAGCUCAACGGUGUCCACCUCCUCCACAGCUUCCAGUUCUUCCAGGAGCUCAUGCGACUCUUUCAUGCUGAGUUCUCCUGAACCUGAGCCCUUGCGUGAGGUCACACUUUCACAAGAGCAAGCCAGCAACAGGUUGCUUGAGCUGCAAGAAGCAGUGUGCCAAUCUGUGCCCAAGCUUAUGCUGUUCGUCAGCAGCCAGUGGAGAACCAAAGAGCAUCUGAGUCAGCACCUCCAUCAGAUCCGCAUGGCCACUGAAGACGUGACUGACUCCGUCACCUGCUUCUUGAACUUCGCCUUGGAUGUCAGAGGUAACGCACAGCGACUGACAGACUUCAGCCUGCAGACCAGGCUUCUGAAGCAGCUCUCCAUCGUUGAAGACUCUGGCUUGAUCCUUCAGCAGGCUGCAAGGACUCUGCGAGAUCUGGGCUGGCUGCUAGAUACGCUAGCUCAGGAUGACGGCCAGUCAGAGACGCCUGACCACCUGGAGCGCUUUGUUAUGGUGGCUCGAACCAUACCAGAGGAUGUGAAGAGGCUGGUAUCCAUCCUGAAUGCAAAUGGAAAGCUUCUUUUCAGAGUCCCGGCUAAGGAACCAGUAGUGGUGGAGAAUAUAGGCCCGUCUGAAAGGAGAAGUCACAGCAAAAGUGAACCAAUGGUAGACUCAGGAAUAGAUGAAAGUGACUAUGUCCAACUUCAGACAAAGACAGAGUUCGACCAACAACCAAAGCCACCCAAAAGCAGUUUUAAAUCAAAGAAGAAUGGUGAUACCUUGAAAAAAACGGUUUCCAAAUCACAGUCCGUUAAUCCCUGCAGUCCACUCCAGACCUCCAGGAAGCCUUCCAUCUCUGACCACUGCCGGCUGUAUUUUGGAGCUAUUCAGAAGGCCAUCAGUGUGUUUAUAAGUAGCCUGAAUGAUGGACAGCCCCCUGAAAAGUUCAUCUCCCACAGCAAGUUGGUCAUCAUGGUGGGCCAAAGACUCGUGAACACUCUGUGUAGUGAAGCUAAAAAUCGAGAGGCCAGCGGGGAAAUGUUGUCUAUGAGCAAUCAGCUGUGUGCCCAUCUCAAGCAACUGGCCAUGGUGACCAAGAAGGCAGCUUUGAACUUCCCCGACAAACUGGCUCUCCAGGAGGCGCAGGACAUUGCCAAAGAGCUGGCUCAAAGGGCACAACACUUCAGAAUGUCACAGGACGUCUGAGCAGCAGUUUGCCAUCUGUUUGCCCAGUUUAUCGUGUGGAGGUUGUCUGGUGAAGACAACAUGGUAUUUGUGAAAUAUCUCAAUUUGUGUGAUUUGUAUGCGAGUCUAAACAAGCCACCCUUAAAACAAGCUCCUUUUUUUGUUCAACCUGUUAGUCUGGAUGAGGAGGCAGUGUUAAAGGUAACAAAGGGACAACUUUUAAUUAUAACCUCAAAUAAUGAC
Sinocyclocheilus grahami is the source of this 3503-nucleotide messenger RNA. Its product is annotated as cas scaffolding protein family member 4-like. Gene Ontology annotation, cellular component: plasma membrane; cytoplasm. The record is from RefSeq and is a predicted model, not a curated record. The transcript has 10 exons. The coding region runs from base 132 to 3281 and encodes 1049 amino acids. NCBI's taxonomy places the organism in Eukaryota, Metazoa, Chordata, Actinopteri, Cypriniformes, Cyprinidae. Gene Ontology annotation, molecular function: protein binding. Gene Ontology annotation, biological process: cell migration; cell surface receptor protein tyrosine kinase signaling pathway.